UCCGAGUGGGAGUGAAUUAGGGAAGGCGUUUGUAUACGAGGCAUAGGGAGAGAAGAGGGAGGGAGAGAGAGAGAGAGAGAGAGAGAGAGAGAGGGAGAGGGAGAAAGAGAGAGAGAGAGAGAGAGCGGGAGACAGAGCAUCAAAGUAAAAAAAAGUAAGAGGACGACAAAAGGGAUAACCUCCUGAAUCCGACCUUCUCCGAGAACAUUAGUGCUCUCUCUGCCUUCUCCAUUUAAAAUCAACUAGUUAAAAAUUCAGCUGGAAUAAUUGAGAGAACUAAGGCUGUUGCUAAAUUUCCUGGAAAUCAUCUCGCUGCACAGGGUGUUUCCCUCUGGAAUUAAACCCCGAAUAUCUGGGGUAAAAUUAAAGAGGCAGCCCACGCAAGAGAGAGAGAAAGAGAGCGAGAGAGAGGGGGGGGGCAGACAGAUACAGAGAGACAGAGGCAGAGAAAGAGAGAGAGAAAGUGUCAGCUCGGUGCAAAGGACCUCAGCCAGUGUGUGCGCAUCGAUCUUCCGACCGCUGCGCUCCGGCCACGGAGCCUCAUUGAGAGGAACUGUCAGUCAUCGGCGCAAGGGCGGUUCUGUGGAGAAUUGCAGCAGGCAGAGGAUUUGAGAGGGGAAAAACAGAAGCAGUCUCAGUGCAGCUGGGAGCGGCAAGCCUUAGUCCGGGCUCCCCCUUCCGUAAAGGCCAAGUGAGAUCGUGCCCAGCCAUGGCCCGUCGCAGCCUCUGUCUCCUUAUCAUAGUUCUCGCCACGCUUCAUCAGGCUUCUCCCUCGGGGGUGUUUGAGUUGAAAUUACAAGAAUUCAAUAAUCGCAAAGGCCUGAGUGGCAACGUAAACUGUUGCAAAGGAGGCUCUGCUUCUAACUACGGGCUGCCCUGCGAAUGUAAGACCUUCUUCCGCGUGUGUCUGAAACAUUACCAGACCAACAUCUCCCCGGAGCCCCCGUGCACCUACGGCAGUGCCCUCACCCCUGUGCUCGGCUCCAACUCGUUCUCCAUCCCGGACGCCGAAGCCUUCAGCAACCCCAUCCGAUUUCCGUUCGCCUUCACCUGGCCGGGGACUUUCUCUUUGAUCAUUGAAGCCCUGCACGCAGACCCCACCGAUGACCUUAGUACAGAUAAUCCAGAUCGGCUCAUCAGCCGCCUGGCGACCCAGCGACACCUCACCGUGGGCGACGAGUGGUCCCAGGACGUACAUAUCAGCAGCAGAACCGAACUCAAGUACUCCUACCGCUUCGUCUGUGACGAACACUACUACGGAGAGGGCUGCUCCGUCUUCUGCCGCCCCCGAGAUGACGCCUUUGGCCACUUCAGCUGUGGCGAGAAGGGGGAAAAGAUGUGCAACCCGGGCUGGAAGGGGCCAUACUGCACUGAAUCUAUCUGCCUUCCUGGAUGCGACGAACAACACGGAUUCUGCGACAAACCCGGGGAAUGCAAAUGCCGGGUGGGAUGGCAAGGACGAUAUUGUGACGAGUGCAUUCAUUAUCCUGGUUGUCUACAUGGAACGUGUCAACAGCCUUGGCAAUGUAACUGUCAGGAAGGGUGGGGCGGUCUGUUUUGCAACCAAGACCUGAAUUACUGUACUCACCACAAGCCAUGCAAAAAUGGAGCCACGUGCACUAACACCGGUCAAGGGAGCUACACUUGUUCUUGCCGCCCUGGUUUCACCGGGUCCAACUGCGAAACUGAAAUCAAUGAGUGUGACGUCAAUCCCUGCAAAAAUGGCGGAAGCUGCACAGAUCUGGAGAAUCGGUAUUCCUGUACGUGUCCUCCUGGCUUCCAUGGGAAAAACUGUGAACUGAGUGCCAUGAAGUGUGAGGACAGGCCCUGCUUUAAUGGAGGGAGGUGCUCGGACAAGCCCACUGGUGGCUACAGCUGUCACUGUCCGGCCAGUUACUCUGGCUUCAACUGUGAAAAGAAAAUUGACCUCUGCAGUUCCAGUCCAUGCACCAAUGAUGCUGAGUGUGUUGAUAUUGGGAAUUCCUACAUAUGCAAAUGUCGCGCUGGCUUCAUGGGCAGAGACUGUAAUAUUGAUGCGGACAACUGUGCAAGCAGGCCCUGCCUUAACGGCGGAACAUGUCAGGAUAGAAUUAAUGACUACACCUGCACCUGUCUGUCUGGAUUUAGUGGGAAGAACUGCAGCAUCGCUCUCAGUCAAUGCAUCAACAACCCUUGUCACAACGGGGCAACCUGCCAUGAAAGAAAUGAUCAUUAUAUCUGCCAGUGUGCCCACGGCUAUGGUGGUCUUAACUGUCAGUUCCUGCUGCCAGAGCAGCCUCGGGAUCAAACUCUCAUCAUUGACAUUAAGGAUAAAUACACGGAUGCCGAGAACAAGGGCCAGUUCCCCUGGGUUGCCGUGGGCGCUGGGGUUAUUCUGGCCCUGGUGCUGCUCCUGGGAUGUGCAGCAAUUGUUGUCUGCAUGCGGGUGAAGCUUCAGAAGGGCCAGCAGCGGCCGACCAUCUCCAAGAGUGAGAUCGAGACAAUGAACAACCUGAAUGACUGUCAUCGUGAGAAGGACAUUUCCAUCAGCAUCAUUGCUUCCACACAGAUCAAAAACACCAACAAGAAAGUAGAUUUGCAAAGUGAAAGUUCUACAGAGAGAAAUGGUUACAGGGUCAAAUUCCCCUCAGUGGAUUAUAAUCUGGUGCACGAGUUGAGAAAUGAAGACUUCCUUAAGGAUGAAAAUGAACGGGGGGAUGCCAGUGUUUCAGAGACAGAACAGAAAAGUACUCCACAACACAAUGGCGAACCAACAGAAAGGAAGCAGCCAGAAUCGGCGUACUCUGCUUCAAAAGACACCAAGUACCAGUCGAUAUACGUCAUAUCAGAAGAGAAGGACGAAUGUAUCAUUGCAACUGAGGUCAAUGUUUUUCUUCUCCAUUCCUUAAUGUAUGAUGGCGUGAACCUAAUGCACGUGUAAUAGAACCAGUUCUCUGUAUGCCACUCAAUGUAAUCCUCCUUUACGUUGGCAAAGGUGCUGGGCAUCGAGAUAUCGUAGCAUUCAAUCCCAGCACCAUCUGUAAGGGGUUUCUACGUUCCCCCCAUGAACCGCGUGGGUUUUCUCUAGGCCCUCUGGUUUCUUUGGUCCCACAAUCCAAAGACUUGUCCGUUAUGAGUUUAAUUGGUCGUUGUUCUAUUGUCCUGUGAUUAGGCUAAUGUUACAUAGGUGUGUUGCUGGGUGGUGCAGUUCAUUGGGCCAAAGUGUCUGUCCCACACUGUAUCUGUAAACAAAAGUUUGAAAAGAGACCAGCUACUGACAGUAAAUCUAUUUGCUUUCUCCCCAGGUGUGAAAUGGAAGGACAAUAAUUGAAGUAUAGUUGCCUUGCCAAGAAGAGAUUUUCUCCAGUAAACUGCUGCUUAGAUUGAACCGGUUUCUCUGCUGAAACUGGCAGGAAGACUCAAAAGGACAGACAGCAAGCCAGGAGUCUGUACUCUCCACUUGCACUGUCUUUAAAUGGCAUUUUAUAAAGAAAUGAAAUUCCGUUGCACUAUGGACCGACAGUUGCUUCCUGUAUUCUCUACAAUGUCCGAACAGAAAGCCUGCACUGCCUUUGAGUGUAAAUUCAGGAGAAGUUUGAGAAAAUGCUCUCACACUGCAGACACAAAUGCGGCCUCCGAUGCCUUUCCUUGGACAUGAACUAUUUAAUGGUCGAGGGGAGCAGGAGGAAAAGAGAACACAAGUAUUCUUUCGAGUACCGAAAUAUUUUUUAAAAACUUGCUUGUGCAUUUGAAGGUUCUUGAAGUUCAUUUCACAUAAUUUAAAAUUCUGCUAUAUAUGUAAAAGGAAAAGGCACUUCAGUUCUAUAUGUCUAUAUUUUGUACAUAUUCGUAUUUAUAGAAACAGGUGCAAAAGAUUAUUGGGCUUGUUUGUAUUGUUUUUUUGUUACUGAAGAAAAGUGUUUUAUAAAUAUUUUUUCUAAAUAAAUGAAAUGGA
Molecule: messenger RNA, 3934 nt
Organism: Hypanus sabinus (Atlantic stingray)
Lineage: Eukaryota; Metazoa; Chordata; Chondrichthyes; Myliobatiformes; Dasyatidae
Gene: dld
Product: deltaD
Exons: 10
Coding region: 710-2920 (736 amino acids)
Biological process (GO): cell communication; Notch signaling pathway; heterophilic cell-cell adhesion
Cellular component (GO): protein-containing complex; plasma membrane
Molecular function (GO): calcium ion binding
Source: RefSeq, a predicted model, not a curated record